AUGUCUGCAAUCCAGAAGAAUCUGGUGGAGAAGAAUGAGGAGUAUGCGUCAAAGUUCACGAAAGGACAUUUAGCACUUCCCCCUGCAAAGGCAUACCUCGUCUUAACAUGCAUGGACGCGCGCAUUGAUCCUGCCGCAGCAUUCGGCAUCGACCUCGGCGACGCGCAUGUUAUCCGCAACGCCGGUGCCAGCGCCAAGGACGCGCAGCGUUCCAUCAUCAUAUCAGAGCAGCUCCUCGGCACAAAGGAGAUCCUACUUGUCAAGCAUACCGGGUGUGGCAUGCUGACGUUCUCCAACGAGGACGCUCAUGGGCUCGUCAAGAAGAACCUCGGCGCUUCUGCCGCUGCCGAGAUCGGGACUCUCAACUUCUUGCCCUUUUCGGACCUGGAACAGGCUGUGAGGGACGACGUCGAGUUCAUCAAGAAGACUGAGACUAUUCCGAAGGAUGUGACUGUCAGCGGCUGGGUCUAUGAAGUAGAGACUGGAAAGGUUAAGCAGAUUGUGUAA
Molecule: messenger RNA, 507 nt
Organism: Neoarthrinium moseri
Lineage: Eukaryota; Fungi; Ascomycota; Sordariomycetes; Amphisphaeriales; Apiosporaceae
Exons: 2
Coding region: 1-507 (168 amino acids)
Molecular function (GO): carbonate dehydratase activity; zinc ion binding
Source: RefSeq, a predicted model, not a curated record